AUACGCCGCGUGUGUCUUUGCCUUUUGAGUCGCGUGUGUGUCUGUGUGUUUGUGUGGUGAAAAUCAGUCGAACGACUCCGCUGCCGCUGCCACUGCUGUUGUUGGCGUCGCUGUUGGCGUUUUGUGACUCCACCCUAAAUUCUAUAUAUUCCCGAAAAUUUCGUUUUGUUUUUUUUUUUUGUGUUGGAGGCAAUCUUUCUCUAACUCUACGUGUCUGUUGGAUUGCCGGACUGUCGGACUGUUGUCUUUCUGUGUUUUCUGUGCGUCGAUUGUCAAAUGGCAAAUGAUUGCCCAAACCAAAAUCGUAUCCCAUUAGUAGAGCGCAAGCAACAGCAACAAAAACAACAAGGAAAAUGCUAGAAAAAUGUUUGAUUCAUGCGAAAAGUUGAUGACACAUUUCGCUGUCAUUUUGACCGCAUUUGUAGUCUUGUUGUUGUUAUUGCCGCCGCCACAUGGCAGCGGUACAUCCAUUUUGGUGGAUGCCUCGGCCGCAGAUGAAGCGGUCCGCAAAUGGGCAACUACAUUUGGUGACGAACUCUUCGAGCUGGCCCAAAAGAUCACAAAAUCACAAGAAAUUCGAGCCAAAUAUGUGGAAAAUAAUGCUGUUGUCGAGCUAAAAGAUGGUAAUAAACUAAUCAAAUCCAUAACGGCCAACGUGGCCAAGAUGUUGGUCCGGAAAACAGAAGCCGUGCGUUGUAUACAACAAAAAGCAGAACAGGUGCACAAAAGCGUUCAAUUCAAUUGGUCAUGGAAGGCUACAGAAGAGGAUUUUAGCUUCUACUCCAGUAAAUACUCCAAAUAUAAGGGAAAUAGUACUGAGAAAUGGCCACAAUUGGGAGUUAAUCACACGACCAUGUAUAGGGAAAUGGAUCUGAAUCCGGACACGCAUUUCUAUAAUCAGGCUGUUAACACGAACUAUAGCUCGGUACACGUACCAUCUAAUGUCUGGGAUCGUGCCCCAAAGGUAAUGAAGACCAUCGAUUGGUCAGAGAAAUUGGAUGAGGUUUUUAGGCAAAAUUACCAAUCUGAUCCGGCAUUAUCUUGGCAAUAUUUUGGUUCCGAUACCGGUAUUCUGCGACAUUAUCCGGCCUCUCAAUGGAUCGAUAUGAGGGAAAAUCCCGACGAUGCCGAUACAUAUGAUUGUCGAAAAAGGUCCUGGUAUAUAGAGACGGCAACAUGUUCAAAGGAUAUUGUUAUACUGUUGGAUCAUUCGGGCUCUAUGACUGGAUUUCGUAAUCAUGUGGCAAAAUUUACCAUACGCAGCAUUCUGGAUACUUUCUCCAACAAUGAUUUCUUUACCAUUUUUCGUUAUUCUGCCGAUGUGGAUGAUAUUAUUCCAUGCUUUACCAACGCCUUGGUUCAGGCCACUCCCGAGAAUAUCGAAGUUUUCAAUGAUGCCAUUGCAAAUUUGCCAGAUCCAGAGGGUUAUGCCAAUUUAACUUUAGCCUAUGAGAAGGCAUUUCAAUUGCUCACCAGGUACUAUGUAACUCGUGGCUGUAAUGGCACGUGCAAUCAGGCAAUUAUGUUGGUCACCGAUGGCGUAGCUGGUAAUACCACCGAAGUUUUCCAGAAAUAUAAUUGGGGUAAUGGUGAAAAUGGUACUAGCAACAUGGAUGUACGAAUUUUCACCUAUCUGUUGGGGAAAGAGGUGACCAAAGUGCGUGAAAUUCAAUGGAUGGCUUGCCUAAAUCGUGGCUACUAUUCCCAUGUCCAGACACUAGAUGAAGUGCACGAAGAGGUAUUGAAAUAUGUGGACGUUAUAGCAACUCCGUUGGUCUUGCAAAAGAAGGAACAUCCGCCAACUUGGACCCAUGCAUUUACCGAUAAAACGUAUGAUCCAAAAAAAACAUCGGAACGUCGACCACGUCUCAUGAUAGCCGUGGGUGUGCCUGCUUUUAAUAAUUUCGAUAGCAUUGAGAACGGCACAAGUGGUUACUUUGACGAUGAGAAUGCCACAUCCGAUGGAGACAAUAUCGCAGAUACUAGAGCUCGUCUCUUGGGUGUUGCUGGUACCGAUAUACCAGUUGACGAUGUAGAUAAACUAACCUUACCCUAUAAGUUGGGUGUCAAUGGCUACUCUUUUGUGGUGUCUAACAAUGGCUAUGUUUUACUCCAUCCUGAUCUGAGACCCAUUGGUAAUAAUGGCAAAAUGAAUCCCAACUAUAAUAGUAUAGAUUUCACUGAAGUUGAGCAUCUUUUUGAGGAUACUGCUCCCAGAGAACCAGGACAAUCUAUACUCAAUAUACGAAAUGCUCUGGUGCGCCAUGAAGCCAUGAAUUUUAAGGAUGUUUCGGUUAAAUUUCAUUAUGAUAAGAUGCGUCGUGUGUCAGAGGAAAAACAAGACUAUUUUCUGGCACCAUUACCAAAGACGCCGUUUACAUUGGGCAUUGCCAUGCCUAGUGAGUAUGGAAAAACUUGGAUUAAAGUGGCCGAUAUAGUGACCAAACAAAUGCAUAAUAAGGUCGACAUAAGAGAUUUCUUUCUUGGUGACAAUUGGAAAAUCCAUCCAGAGUGGGUCUAUUGCAAAUAUCAUUAUCUGGAGGGUCAUGAGUUUGAUACCCCUGAGGCGGAAUUGCGUGAAUUCUUGGAUAAAAUGGUGAAAAGAGAUUGGAAAUGGUCCGAACAGUAUGCCGAAGAUGAAACCGAUUGGGACUCAAAAGAAGAGUUGAAUUGUGGACGCAAAACGUUAGGAGAUGAUGCCUACUAUUGCAACAAGGAGUUGGUUAACUUACUUAUCCUCGAUGCCAAGGUAACCAAUUCCAGUUAUGGCGAAUGGAAAUUCGAAAACGAACAGGAACGUCGAUUAUUCGAAAGUUUUGGCGCCCAUUUACGUUUUGUUGCCACCAUGAGUGGCCUGACACGUUGGCAAUUCAUUUACGGUGAGGUGGAGGUGGAUACAGAUCGUGAGUUUGGUGAUUAUCAUACAACGGCUAUCGAUGAGACGUGGUAUAAGAGUGCGAUAUUGCAACAUCAUGCCGAUCGUACCGAAAGUUUUGUAUACUCGGUAAAACAUUACAAUGAUCCUUUGGAGGAAAGUGAUCUCAAAGUGACGGCAUCACAUGCAAUAUUCCAUCGUGAAGAUACCAAAGAAGCACCAGGCAAUGUAGUUGGCUUUCAGUUCUCCCAUGCAAAGAUGUGGGAACGUUUCUUUAAUAUCACCGCUCAGGAUCAUUGUAAUAAAUGCAUGCCCAUCUGUACGGACGACGAUGUAGAUUGUGUGGUGAUUGAUAAUAAUGCCUAUAUCGUAAUUGGUCAAAAUAUAAAUACUACGGGAAAGUUCUUUGGUGAGAUUCAUGGUGAUGUUAUGACCGUGAUGGUGGAGAAGGAAAUCUUUCAAAGCAUUGAUGUCUAUGACUAUCAACAACAGUGUAAAGAGGACCCCCCCGCUCCGGACAGUGGACACAAUUUAUUGCAUCCCAUACGCCUAUUAAGUCUUGGCUGGAAAUGGUUAAUUGCUGAGCUCUUUUGGCAAUAUCAGAGAAUACAAUGGUGGGUGGAUGGUGCACCAUUUAUGGAGUACACGGACGAGAUUGAAGAUGAGUAUGUGGCCGUCGGUGAUAGCAAUGCCGGUUCGGCUGGCAAACCCAAAGAGGAUAGCGAUGACGAUGAUGCCUUAUUCCAAGAACCCGAAGAAGAACCCACAUAUAAGCCCUGCGAUAUGCGCUCUACACUCUAUGCCCUCCAGCCAGCCAAACUAUUGGCUUUCAAUGACUAUAUAGAAGCGCCAUCGACUCGACCAUUUUUGGUUAAGAAAAUUCCCAAUUCCAAUCUCUUGCUGGUGGUAGUCAAUGUUCUAAUGCCAACGCGUAACAUUCGUUUAACAACCGAACCCCAACGAAUUCUCGAAUACAGUCAGGAAUUUCCAUGCUAUAAAUUAAAUAUGAGUUUCUAUGAACGGCGACGGCUUGAAGAUUGCUAUACCAAGCACAAGGAUGAGGAAUUGUACACCUAUUGCGGCAAUGCGUCGAGGCUGAAUCUAUCGCUAUACCUGAUGCCGUUGACCAUAAUUUUGAUGUUUUACUUAACGCGCUGCUUUAUGCGUUAGAACUAUACAAAAUCCCGAUAGGAAUACCUUAUAUAUAUAUAUACCAUAUACGAAUCUGUUUUUUGUUAAUUUCUUUUAAGUUUAACACUUUAAAAACUAUAAUGAAAACUAGUGAAAUGUUUAAGAACCAACAAAACAAAAAA
This is a messenger RNA of Drosophila willistoni, 4188 nucleotides long. It is a transcript of the gene Ca-Ma2d, whose product is annotated as voltage-dependent calcium channel subunit alpha-2/delta-3. The record is from RefSeq and is a predicted model, not a curated record. The transcript is spliced from 11 exons. Bases 365 to 4045 code for a protein of 1226 amino acids. Lineage: Eukaryota; Metazoa; Arthropoda; Insecta; Diptera; Drosophilidae. Gene Ontology annotation, molecular function: voltage-gated calcium channel activity. Gene Ontology annotation, cellular component: voltage-gated calcium channel complex.